AUGGCAGUGUACACCUGGCAAGACAUCUCUCACCUCUGUAUCUCAAAGCUGGAACUGGUCAAUGUUCUUAGGCAAAUGGGCCAACAGGUCAAGUGGCCUCAGAAGAUGAAAGUACCCGACUCUUUCCGGAACCCUGGUCUUUGGUACGACUUCCACCACGACCACGGUCAUAAAAUGGAGGACUGCGUCCCACUAAGGAUCGAGGUCAACGAGCUACUCAAGAAAGGACACCUCUGGGAGUUCCUUUCCGUGAAGGCCAAGAGCCAUCUAAGCAAAGAGACAUCCGGGAAGCCCACUCAAGUUUUUCCCACCUCGCCACCUCGGCAGGACCGAGUAAUCCACGUCAUAUCAGGAGGCUCGGAAAUCUGCGGCAUAAGCCACGCGGCCGCGAAGAAAAGAACCUGGAAAGCCAAGCACAGCCUAGAGACGGCCAAGCCAAAACGCAUGAUCCUGGGUACUGACGAAAUAAACUUCAUAGCUAAGGAGCAAGAGAAGGUAGACAAUGGGAGCUCCGACAAUAUCAUCUUCCAACCCGCAUAUCCGGAUCUAGGGCUGGAAGAAAGCGCUCUGACACGGAGAAUAACCCCACUCAUAGGAUUCAGCGGAAAAGUCAAACAGACCACGAGAGAAGUCAUCCUACCAGUGUACACAGAAGGGAUUAACAUGUCAACCAAGUUCCUCGUCGUUGACUGCAAGUCAUCUUACCACAUGAUCCUGGGACGGCUCUGGAUUCAUGACAUGGGAGCCGUCCCUUCGACUCUUCACCAGAUGGUGAAAUUCCCAACACCUUGGGGCAUAAAAGCAAUCAGAGGAGUGAUAUCACUCAAAUUACCCUAA
This is a messenger RNA of Brassica napus (rape), 837 nucleotides long. RefSeq lists its product as uncharacterized. The coding region runs from base 1 to 837 and encodes 278 amino acids. The transcript has 2 exons. NCBI's taxonomy places the organism in Eukaryota, Viridiplantae, Streptophyta, Magnoliopsida, Brassicales, Brassicaceae. The record is from RefSeq and is a predicted model, not a curated record.